AUGGCUACCGUUGCUGAAAUUGAAGCCGAGAUUAAGGAAUUAAAUCUAAAGCGCGUUAUCAUUAAACGCUCCCUCACAGCAAAUACAGAAGAUUUAGUUGCAAGACACGAAAAUGAGCGCGAGUCCUUUGAAAGCAGAUACUACUCUAUCUCCGGAAAAUUCAACAAAUUAAUAACUGAGAAUCCUGCUAUCAUAUUCAAUCCAAGUGUGAACAGCGGCUCAAAUAAUCGCAAUUCCUCGGUAGAUUUAGCUUCGGAUUCAGUAAACAGUGAUAAAACUAUUUCAACUCAUUCUAAACUGCCAUUUCUCAGCUUGCCUAAAUUCACCGGCACUUACGAAAUGUGGUUAGGUUUCUCUAACACAUUUAAAGCUCUGGUGGAUGAUCGUAGCGAAAUUAAAAACGUAUUUACGAAUUACAAAGUAGCUUGGAAACUCUUACAGGAUCGGUAUGACAAUAAAAAGUUUCGCGAAAAAUGGGAAGACCUUUCCAGCGAAGCUCAAAUACCGACAAUGAAAGAAUUUUUAGAGUUUCUACAACGCCGCGCACAAUUUGAGCAAAGUCAAUUUUUCCAGUCGUCCAAAAUUUUUCACAAUAAAUCGGAAAAGAAGCCUGAAAAUAAACCCGAUAAUAAGCAGGAACACACAAUUUACUCGUGCGAAAAAUUCCUCAAUCUCUCGCCGAAAGAACGGCAAGAAGCAGUAAAAAAGAAUUCGCUUUGCACAAAUUGCCUACAUCCCAAUCAAAGAGUCAACGAGUGUCACGGUGGUCCCUGUCGAAUAUGUGGCAAGAGAGACAACUCGCUUCUUCAUGUUGAUCGCGAAAAUAUCGCGAAUUCUGAGAAAAAUAGUCAGAAAAAUUCGUCAGUCAAUAUGCAAGCUCAUUCAGUUCAAGAUGAUUCAGACGCGUAUAUGUUACUUUCUACCGCAGUCGUAGACAUAUUUGAUAACGAGGGCAAACCGCAUACUUGCCAAAUUCUAUUAGACAAUGGAUCGCAGUCCAAUUAUAUGACUGAAAAAAUGGCCUCCCUUCUCAAGAUUCCUAAAUAUCCAGUCGACAUAGAUGUUUCUGGUUUGAAUUCAGUAGCCACUGAAGUAAAAAAUUCAGUAGUUGCGUCAAUUAAAUCGCGAUUCAAUAAUUACGAAAAAACAUUAAAUUUUCUUCUUGUUGAUCAGGUAACGAAAAAACUACCUGCAAUACCUCUAGAUCGAAAUUCAUUUCAGAUUCCAUCUAACAUAUAUCUAGCAGAUCCUGAAUUUUAUAAACGCGGAGAAAUUCAUGCCCUUUCAGGUGUCCGACAAUUUUAUAGAGUUUUAUGUUCAGGUCAAAUUGAGAUUCAAGGUCAAGAGACGAUUUUCCAGAAAACCAAGCUAGGUUGGGUAGUUUCUGAUACAAUUUAUCCCAAGAUAUCUCAGCGUAGAGAAGUAGUUUCCCACCUUUCUCAGACAGAAGUCAAUUCGACCUCAGAUGAACCCUCAAAAUUUUGGGAAAUCGAGGAAGUCCCUUCUGUAAAACUCUUACCUAACGAAGAAAAAUACUGUGAAGAUCACUUUGAACUUCACACGACACGAAGCAAGACUGGUCGCUACAUAGUAUCUCUACACUUUAAUGAUAAGAAGAAAAAAUAUUCAGAGUUUAUUCAGGAAUAUAAGAGGUUGUGUCACAUGUUUGAAACCCAAGAAAACGUUCCCACGAACCACGGUUUCUUUUUACCUCAUCACGCUGUUCUAAAAGAUAAUAGUUUAACGACAAAAAUUAGAGUAGUUUUCGAUGGCUCUGCGAAAAGUUCGAGCUGCAUUUCGUUAAACGGCUCACUCAUGGUCGGUUCAACUGUACAGGAUGAUCUUUUUACAAUCUAUACGCGUUUUCGAUCAUUUUCUUUUGCACUAACAGCUGACAUCGAGAAGAUGUACCGUCAGGUUGAGGUCACUCACGAAGGCUCAGCUUUUCAAAAAAUUCUCUGGCGACAAAGUUCAUUCGAACCUAUAAAAACAUAUCAGUUAAAAACCGUAACUUACGGUACCGCUUCAGCACCCUUUCUUGCAACGCGAGUCUUAUCCCAGUUGGCAAAAGAUGAAGGUCACUCUUACCUUGUCGCGGCUCAAGUUCUCACUCGCGAUUUCUACGUAGAUGAUCUGUUGACAGGCGCUGCUAGUUUCAAGGAUGCAUUAGAUCUUCGCAAUGAACUUGUCGAGCUCGUUGGAAAGGACACUAUAAAAACAUUAGGACUUUGCUGGCAUUCCAGAGAGGACACGAUUCUUUAUGUCGUAAAAGAGCUUGAUAACACUGAUAAAAUAACAAAAAGAAUCAUCCUCUCUGAAAUCGCUAAAAUAUUCGACCCUUUAGGAUUAUUGGGCCCCAUUACCCUUUACGACCAACUACCAUCCCUGAAUGAAAUCAGAUUUAAUCGGUGCGUACUUGCUCGCGACACAAUUAAUGUUCAAAUGCACGGGUUCUGUAACGCCAGCGAGAAGGGUUACGGAGCCUGCAUUUACUUGCGGUCCACUGAUAAGCAGGGCCAGCACCAUUCAUCUCUCGUUUGCUCGAAAUCUCGAGUCGCCCCAGUACAGACAAUAACAUUACCGCGAUUAGAAUUAUGCGCCGCUCUUCUGCUUUCACGUCUCUACGAGGCCACUGUUUGGACAUUGCAGCAUGUAAAGUUCAGUCAAACUAUUUUCUGGUCAGAUUCCACAGUGGCUCUGCAUUGGAUUAAUACACCUCCACAUACUUUAAAAACCUUCGUGUCAAAUCGAGUAGCGAAAAUCCAAGAAAUUAUACAAAACGUCGCUAAUAUCACGUGGAGGCACGUACCCACGAAUGAAAAUCCUGCCGAUUUAUGUUCUCGGGGGCAAUUACCAGACAAAUUUAUGUCCGACAUCGUAUUUUGA
Belonocnema kinseyi is the source of this 2886-nucleotide messenger RNA. RefSeq lists its product as uncharacterized. NCBI's taxonomy places the organism in Eukaryota, Metazoa, Arthropoda, Insecta, Hymenoptera, Cynipidae. The record is from RefSeq and is a predicted model, not a curated record. The coding region runs from base 1 to 2886 and encodes 961 amino acids. The transcript is spliced from 8 exons. Gene Ontology annotation, molecular function: nucleic acid binding.